Micromonas pusilla CCMP1545 is the source of this 852-nucleotide messenger RNA. RefSeq lists its product as uncharacterized. The coding region runs from base 1 to 852 and encodes 283 amino acids. NCBI's taxonomy places the organism in Eukaryota, Viridiplantae, Chlorophyta, Mamiellophyceae, Mamiellales, Mamiellaceae. The record is from RefSeq and is a predicted model, not a curated record. The transcript has a single exon.
AUGGCGCGCGAUGCGCGCGCUCCUCCUCCCCCGCGCCGGAGGCGCCAUCUCGUGCUGAUGGCGACUCGGGGGCGGGGCGAUAUGGUGGCAGAUCGCGUGUCGGACCUGACGACAGUGGUAGAAGUGGUCUGGCUCUGGUGGCGCCGGUUCAUAGAUUCAUUCGUUUCUCUUCAACUCGUCCGUCGCUACAGCUCGCCGUCGCCGCCCGUCCGUCGUCGCGUCUUCUUCCCCGCAGAGAACCCCUCCGGCGGCGACACGCUCCCCUCCCGUUUCGCGUCGUCUUCGCGGUCCGCCCUGACCUUCCCCCCCGCGCUCGCGCCAAAGUCGAGCUCGAACGGCGCGUCUCUCAGCCGUUGCGCCGCGACGCGUCGCAGCGAGUUGAGACAGUUGACGAGCAGGAGCUUCUCUCGAAGGCGGCACCGCACCGCCUCGCGAUGGACGCCGGUCAGCGGCGCGCGACCGGCGGCGGCGUUUGAGGCGGCUUCCGCGGCGCGGCGACGACGACGUCUCUCUCUCUUCUCUUUCUCGCGUCGUUCGCGCUUCGCGUUUAAAGCGGCGUCCGCGUCGUCGUCGUCGUCGUCGUCGUCGUCGUCGUCGUCGGACGUCUUCCCGGCUUCUUCGUCCUCUUCCUCCUCCUCCUUCUCCUCCGCGCCGAUCCGCAGAAGCGCUUCGUCCUCCUCGUCCGACGUCGGGUACGCGUCCAGCAGCGCCGCGACCGUCUCCACCAGCGCCGCGAGCGCCGACGCUUCGCUGUCUUCGCUCACCGGGCGCGUCGCGAGCCUCCUCGCGACUUCCGGGUCUCUCCUCUGCCCGUUGCGCACCUCCGUCUCUCUCGGAUAUUUUCGACGCUGA